Messenger RNA from Arabidopsis lyrata subsp. lyrata, 2324 nucleotides. Its product is annotated as squamosa promoter-binding-like protein 15. The transcript has 3 exons. Bases 1133 to 2176 code for a protein of 347 amino acids. NCBI's taxonomy places the organism in Eukaryota, Viridiplantae, Streptophyta, Magnoliopsida, Brassicales, Brassicaceae. Gene Ontology annotation, molecular function: DNA binding. Gene Ontology annotation, cellular component: nucleus. The record is from RefSeq and is a predicted model, not a curated record.
GUCAUAAGUUGUGAAAAGCGAAAAAGAAAAAGGUUCAUAGUAGGAAGAAAUAUCAAGAAGAUUUGUGAAGCUAGUCAAGCCAGAUUAGUGGGGGCUUUAGGCUUUUUUCAGGUUGUAUUUUUGUAGAAUUUUGGAAAUCCAAACAAAGGAACUUAUUAGAUACUAAGAUAAAGCAAAAAGUAAAAGGAAUAAUAUCAAACUGAUACACACAACCCUAUGAAAAAUUCAAGUACACAAUUUCUGAUGGAUACAUGACCGUGAAAAUCGAACUUCCCAUACUCUCUUUUUGCAUAAAUAUUUUUUCAAUUAUCAAGAAAGAUAUUGCAUUGGAUAUGGUGAGAAGAAGAAGAACAAAUCUAUUUGCUUCCUAAAAGAAAAAGAAACAUUUUAAAGUAUUUUUGGAAAAAAAUAAUAGAACUGAAUUCAAAAAGUGUUCAAUAACCUUCUAGUUCCUUUGAAGAGUCACAUCCUUUAGUUGAGUUCCAACACUCUGGUCUCUCUGCCCAUAAUCCUUAAUUCUAUCUAUUUUAGUAUUUUAAAAAAUACCAAUAAAGUUGUUGUUUCUCUUUAAUUAGAAAUAAUAUACAAUAGUUAGUUAAAUAGCCAUCCAUUUAUAGGUCUGUGAUGUAUUCAUAUUUUUACAAACUACAAUAAAGAUCAAUAGUUUUGUGAUUUUAACAUCAUUAGACUAUUUAGUAUAUAAUAAUUAGAAUAUAUUAGCUAUAGAUUUUACAUGGGAGUUAUGUUCCCUGGUCUGGUCUCGUUUAAGGAUAUCAUUUUGUACGUUAAAGAAGAAAAGAAGAAAAUAUCCUUAUCCCUUUCGUGUUUAUUUGUUCAUUACAAAAACCACCAAAACGCACCCACCAACAUCCCAAAACGCAAACGCUAAAACACGUAGCUGUCGUGGACUAGUGUCAAUCACUCUUGAGUGUCUCUUCUUUUGUCAGCUUCUCUCUCUUUCUUUCUUUCUUUCUCUCUUUCUUCUCUCUGAUCUUUUAAUAAAAGAUAGCAACAUCUAAAAUAAGCAAAACCACAUUUUCGUUCCUCUCUUCUCCUCUGUCCUUUCUAUUUCAAAAGAGAGAUGAGCAGAAGCAUAUCUUUCACUGUCUGAGUAAGAGGAAACCAAACCAUAAUGGAGUUGUUAAUGGGCUCGGGUCAGGCAGAGUCGGGUGGUUCUUCUUCCACAGAGUCUUCUUCACUCAGUGGUGGACUCAGGUUUGGUCAGAAGAUCUACUUCGAGGAUGGAUCCGGAUCCGGAAGCAAGAACCGGGUCAAUACGGGUCGUAAGUCGACAAUGACGGCGAGGUGCCAAGUGGAAGGUUGUAGAAUGGAUCUAAGCAAUGUAAAAGCUUAUUACUCAAGACACAAAGUUUGUUGCAUUCACUCUAAAUCAUCUAAAGUCAUUGUCUCUGGUCUUCAUCAAAGGUUUUGCCAACAAUGUAGCAGGUUUCACCAGCUUUCUGAGUUUGACUUAGAGAAAAGAAGUUGUCGCAGACGACUCGCUUGUCAUAACGAACGUCGAAGAAAGCCACAACCCACAACGGCUCUUUUCACUUCUCGUUACACUCGAAUCGCUCCAUCUCUUUACGGAAACCCCAAUGCUGCAAUGAUUAAAAGCGUUUUGGGAGAUCCUACGGCGUGGUCAACCGCAAGAUCAGUGAUGCGGCGGUCUGGACCGUGGCAGAUUAACCCGGAAAGGGAAAGCCAUCAAAUUAUGAACGUUUUAUCACAUGGAAGCUCAAGCUUUACUACAUGUCCAGAGAUCACAAACAACAAUAGCACAGAUUCAAGCUGUGCUCUCUCUCUUCUGUCAAACUCAAACCCAAUUCAACAGCAGCAACUUCAGACACCAACAAAUUUGUGGCGACCAUCUUCUGGUUUCGACUCAAUGAUCUCAUUCUCUGAUAGGGUUACAAUGGCUCAGCCACCGCCCAUUUCAACCCAUCAUCAAUACCUCAGCCAAACUUGGGACGUCAUGGCGGGCGGAAAGAGCAAUUCACAUUAUAUGUCUCCUGUGAGUCAAAUCUCUGAGCCAGCUGAGUUCCAGAUAAGCAAUGGCACCACAAUGGGCGGAUUUGAGCUGUCUCUUCAUCAGCAGGUUCUGAGGCAAUACAUGGAACCCGAGAACACAAGAGCUUAUGACUCUUCUCCUCAACAUUUCAAUUGGUCUCUUUGAGUCUAAUCUCUUUCACCUUUUAUGAUCUUCAUCAGCAGGUUGCUACUAAGAUCUUAUCAAUUAUCUGAUGUAUGCUACUUAAAACCAGGCAAUUAUCUGUUAUUUUAAUGGCUUUUGAUCUUUUUAAGAAUUUUGGUUUUAUUGACGA